UACCCAGGAAACAGAAGUGAGAACUUCCCUGUAUGCCGCAAGGGCCUCAGGAGAAAGGCACUUCAUAGUGAACUUAUUGCCUCCACGUCAAGACAUAACGAAAAGUAACCAACAUGGAGGCUGUGGAUUACAUUGAAACUGAUGAUUACACACCAGAUAAUGAAACUGAAAUCAACUCCACCACAUCUGGACUACUGAAUUUCAGUACCUCUCCGUCAUUUUCGACUAAUGUUCUGGUGGCGGUCAAUAUAAUUAUAUCUGUUAUUGGCCUUGGAGGAAAUUCAUUAGUGAUCUGGAUCUGUGGAUGGAAAAUGAAAAGAACAGUCAUCACCACCUGGUACAUCAGUCUGGCCAUUUCAGACUUUUUGUUCUGUGCCUUUUUACCCUUGGAAGUAUUCUACAUGAUCACCUCACACUGGCCUUUCGGACAGAUCUUGUGCAAGCUCACCUCCUCCGCCCUGUUUCUCAACAUGUACUGCAGUGUGUUUCUGUUGGUUCUAAUCAGCACCGACCGCUGUAUCAUGAUCUCAUUUCCUGUGUGGUCGCAUAACCACCGGACGGUGCGGAAAGCAUUUGUAAUUGUUGUCCUUAUGUGGCUCCUUUCUGCACUCUUAACGGUACCUUCACUGAUCUUCAGACAGAUCACAGUCCAUGGCUCAGUCACUCAGUGCUACACAGAUUACAUGGGCCAUUCCACUCACAAGGCGGUGGUACUGACUCGAUUCAUUUGCGGGUUCCUGAUUCCUUUCCUAAUGAUUGUGUUCUGCUCCUUGGUGCUCGGAGUGAAGCUGAGGAGUUUGAUCAUCAAGUCAACAAAGCCUUACAAAGUUAUGGCGGCGCUCAUCUUGUCAUUUUUCCUCUGCUGGGUCCCCUAUCAUAGUUUUGUUCUUUUAGAGUUAGACUUGCAGAACCACAGCCUGGAAGUCCUCAGAACUGGCCUGAAGGUGGGAGCCACCCUGGCUGCAGCAAACAGCUUCAUAUCCCCAGUUCUCUAUGUGUUCAUUGGUAACGACUUCAAACAAACCCUAAAGCGGUCUUUGACAUCACGGAUAGAGGAGGCAAUGGCGGAGGACUUUCGUACAGGUCUCAAUCACUCAAGGUCUAAGUCAAUGGAAAUUAUCUAAUAUCAAGUUGAAACCUUUGUCAUUAGUGACAAGGAGUAUUUCACAGUACAGAACAUGAUUCUGUAAUAAUUUAAACUACCGUAUAUGUCAUGGCAUGUUUAACCUUAAUUAUUGUGUCUUUCAACUUACAAAAAAUAUAUCUUUACACUCAGAUAUUUUGUAUUUUUAGAUUUCUAUUUUAUUUUACGUGUGUUAAAGAAUUGCUUGUGUGUUUGUUCGCUGUUAUGUUUGGAAACCAGCUUGCUACAAAUUGCCCCUUGUGUGAAGUAUUUUGAAUUCAAUAUAAUUUAUCAUUUACAAUAUAUAUUAAUUUGGUGGCGCUGUGAACUAAAACUUUAAUGAAGAGAAACAUUUAUGCAGCAAUUGAAACUAGGUGCUUUCUAAUAAAUGUUCUUAAAAAACAAAUACCUUUAUUCUUAAUAUUGUAAUUUGAAAUUGAUAUUUAAAAUGUCUUACUGCUGUCAACGUACUUACACUGUUGUAACUUGUUGUAACUUUGGUUUUGCUGUUUGGUUCAGACUCAUCCAUCCUGCCUCAGCAGUUUUCUGCAAAUAAGCUCUACAGUAGGUACUAUUUUGUGAAAUUAUAAUAAAACGUUUGUUCAACCAAAA
Messenger RNA from Micropterus dolomieu (smallmouth bass), 1735 nucleotides. RefSeq names its product chemerin-like receptor 1. Lineage: Eukaryota; Metazoa; Chordata; Actinopteri; Centrarchiformes; Centrarchidae. The transcript has 2 exons. Gene Ontology annotation, molecular function: complement receptor activity; G protein-coupled receptor activity. Gene Ontology annotation, biological process: regulation of calcium-mediated signaling; chemotaxis; positive regulation of macrophage chemotaxis. Gene Ontology annotation, cellular component: plasma membrane. The record is from RefSeq and is a predicted model, not a curated record. Bases 114 to 1124 code for a protein of 336 amino acids.